CUGUCUGCCAGGCUGCGAGUCGGGGCCACAGCCACCAUGCGUUGUCACCUAACUUUCUUUUAAAAUGUCUCCUUUUUCUAAAAAAAAAAAAAAAAGGAUUGGAUAGAUGGACACAACCUGAGCUGCUGUCCAGGUGGAGCGAGCUUUUGAAGCUUUCGAACUUCCUAAAGAGACAACAGUAACUAAAAGAAUCACUCGAGCGCCAACAUUUUUUUAUUUCUUUCUACACGGAUAUUUCCUUCAUCUCAGACAGUAGGAGAUGGAGAACGGGACAUUAGAAGAUGCGGAUGCGAUGUGGGACAAGGUGGAAUGCAAGCGCUACGAGCUGUGUUGCGUCAUCACCCCGGCAAAGCUGACCCCGUACCUGCGUCAGUGCAAAGUGCUGGACGAACAGGAUGAGGACGAGAUUCUCAACUCCCUGCUGCUCAGUGCCAAAGCAAACCGCACAAGUCGUCUGCUGGACAUCCUCCGCACUAAAGGAGACCAGGGGUAUGUGGCGCUUUUGGAGAGUCUGGAGUUUUACUACCCCGAGCUGUACAAGUCGGUGACAGGAAAAGAGCCCACUCGACGCUUCUCCUCCAUCGUAGUGGAGGAGGGUCAGGAGGGUCUGACCCAGUUUCUCAUGAGUGAAGUAAUGAAACUGCAGCAGCACACCAAAGUCAAGACCCUGCAGAACGCAGAGCUCAGCAGGAAGACACGCACGCUGGAAGAUGAGCGCAAGAAGCUCAGCUUGGCUAAUCAGGAGCUUCAAGCCUUCCAGCAAAGGUACAACAAGCUGCGGGAGGAGAGAAACACCUACAGCGACGAACUGCUGAGAGUGAAGGAUGAAAACUACAAACUGGCCAUGAGGUACGCCACGCUGAGCGAGGAGAAGAACAUGGCCGUGAUGAGGAGCCGAGACCUGCAGCUAGAGAUCGACCAGCUGAAGCACAAGUUGAACAAGGUGGAGGAGGAGUGCAAGAUGGAGAGGAGGCAGAGUCUGAAACUGAAGAACGACAUCGAGAAUCGGCCGAAGAGAGAGCAGAUUUUUGAGCUGGAGCGAGAGAAUGAAAUGCUGAAGAUCAAGCUGCAGGAGCUGCAGUCCAUCAUACAGCCUGGCCCCUUACCAGCGUCAGACAAAGCCAUUCUUGACAUUUUGGAGCACGACAGACAGGAAGCUCUAGAAGACAGACAGGAUCUGGUCAACCGCCUCUACAACCUGCACGAAGAAGUCAGACAGGCAGAGGAGCUGCGAGACAAGUACUUGGAGGAGAAGGAGGAGCUCGAACUGAAGUCCUCCUCGCUUCAGAAGGACUGUGAAAUGUAUCGCAACCGUAUCGACACCAUCACCACCCAGCUGGAGGAGGUGGAGAAGGAGAGGGACCAGGCAUUUCGAGCCAGAGACGAUGCCCAGCAUCAGUUCUCCCAGAGCCUCAUCGACAAGGACAAAUACAGGAAGCAGAUCCGAGAGCUGGAGGAGAAGAGCGACGAGCUCCACAUCGAGAUCGUGCGCAAAGAGGCCAAGCUGGUGACACUCGAGUGUCGCCUUCGAAGGAUGUCCAAAGACACUCCUCUGGACCAGAAUUUUCCAAGGGACCUCACUCCCCCCAUCAUCUCCCCGGGGCAAGGCCAGUCGGAGUGGUCCAGUGACGAGUCGCCCGAGGAGAAGGUCCAGCCUGAAAAGCCCCGUCUGAAACGCCGACCCAACCUCAAAGCAGGGAUCAGAGCUAAGUCUCCAGUUUCUGGGCUCAAAGACCAUCCAAUGAGCUCAGACACCGGUCAGCGUUCAGCUGCGGCCACCGUCAACGGUGGAGAUUUCCUGGACAUCCAGAUGCCGAUCUCGAACGGCAACAACAACUCUCUCCCACCCUCUCCCAGCUUCCUGAUGUCCCCAACGUAUCCUCCAUCCUCAGCUCCCCCGCCUCUUCCCUCCUCCCCAUCCCCCUCCCCACACACGUACACCGCCGCGGAGCCGCACAGGCCGAACAUAUUCCAGCUACGUUGCCGUAACGACAGCAUCCUGUCCAUAGUCCCAGAGCCGCCUGAGAAAGCAUCCCUGUAUCGCAGAGAGAGGGAAAAGGAAGAAGACUUCCACCCACGCAGCCUCUCGGACAGCGACAACAUGGAGAUGGAAGGAGAGGACGCCCCUAACUCUGUGAUCUCCUCCUCCUCCUCCCACCAGUCCGAGGGGAUGGACACAUAUGAUCUGGAGCAGGUCAACAACAUCUUCAGAAAGCUUUCUUUGGAGAGGCCAUUCCGCCCGUCCUUGUCGUCUUUCUCAAGGAUCAGUGCCACAUUGAAGCCGGUUCAGGAGCUGUCGUUACUGGGCGACAACCUCCUGAAGGACAUCACGCUGGUUGGUGGCAACGACAGGGGGAUUUUCAUUUCAUCCGUUCAGCCGGGAUCCAACGCUGAGAGAGGGGGCCUGCGAGAAGGUCAACACCUGCUGCUGUUGGAAGGGUGCAUACGAGGGGAACGCCAAAGCAUUUCAUUGGACACCAGUACUCAGGAAGAAGCCCACUGGAUGUUGCAGCGCUGCUCUGGACCAAUCAGUCUGCACUACCGGGUCAACUUGGACACAUACCGCCGCCUCCAGAGGGACCUCGCUGAUGGCACGUUGCAAUCGGGUGACUCUUUCUACAUACGAAUGAAUCUGAACAUCUACGGACAGUCGGACAGCUGCUCUUUAAACGUACGCUGUGAUGAGGUGGUGCAUGUGCUGGACACCAGGCAUCAGGGUCGCUGCGAGUGGCUGUGUGCCCGCGUGGACUCCUACAGUGGAUUGGACCAGCCCGAACGAGGCACCAUACCAUGCAACUCACGAGCGCAGCAGCUGCUCCUGGUGAAAAUCCAGAAGUUGGUGUGUCGAGGCGGCAAAGAGGAGAAUGACCAUCGCAACGGCAGGAACAAUUUACAGCCAGAAGAAUCCAGCUCCUCUCCCGAUCCUAAAGCUAGUCCACGUUUGUCCAGAGCUAGCAUCUUCCUCAGUCAGAUACUACAGUUUGUCAGCAGAGUGGACAUCAAAUACAAGCGGAUGAACAGCAAUGAACGUGUAAGGAUCAUCAACUCUGGCAGCACAUCACUACCAAGACAAAGCUUUGAGAUGAUGAGACAAGAAGACAUUGCUGACCAGGACAACGAUCUGAGCAGAAGUUUGAACCUGAUCCCCUACAGUCCUGUCACCCCUCAGAGGACCCAGAGGCGAAGACCAGUCCUAUUCACGCCCACUGCAUUAGCCAAAACCAUUAUCCAGAAAAUCCUGAACAUGGGGGCAGCCAUGGACUUUAAUAUCUGCAAACCAGAUACCCUGUCCAAAGAGGAGUUUCAUCUGAAACAGAACGUGGAGCCCUUCAUUCACUACAAGGAGAAACAGGCCACAUUCGAUUGCAUCACGCGGGAAAACAUCGAGGCUGUCGCAGCCAAAGGAAAACACUGCCUGCUGGAGGCGGAGCUGAGCUGCGUCAAGGACCUGCUACGGAGAGAAAUCUACCCGAUCAUCAUUCACGUCAAGAUCUGUGAUAAAAAUAUCAAGAAGUUAAGGAAGUUGCCUCUGCGUGUGGAGUCGGAGGAGGAGUUCGUGAGGUUGUGUCGGGCCAAAGAGAAGGAGCUCGAGGGCAUCCCGUGCCUGUACGCCACCCUGGAGCCAGAGUCCUGGGCGGGGACGGAAGACUUAAUCCGGGUCACCAAAGACCGGAUACUGGAUGAGCAGAGGAAGACCGUCUGGGUUGAGCAGGACCUCCUGUAGAACCACAACUGUCUGCACAUCUGCAUACAUGUGUAGCUAAACACAGCAAAACCACGCAUCUUCUACAACUAGCUGCCGUUUUAUAUUUAUUGUCACUCUUAACGCGUUCAUGGACAGUGGAAAAAAAUUGACUUAAUGUAACA
This is a messenger RNA of Nematolebias whitei (Rio pearlfish), 3867 nucleotides long. It is a transcript of the gene card11, whose product is annotated as caspase recruitment domain family, member 11. Gene Ontology annotation, molecular function: protein binding. The coding region runs from base 260 to 3724 and encodes 1154 amino acids. Lineage: Eukaryota; Metazoa; Chordata; Actinopteri; Cyprinodontiformes; Rivulidae. The transcript has 25 exons. Gene Ontology annotation, biological process: regulation of apoptotic process. The record is from RefSeq and is a predicted model, not a curated record.